This is a messenger RNA of Gregarina niphandrodes, 3330 nucleotides long. RefSeq lists its product as hypothetical. Bases 1 to 3330 code for a protein of 1109 amino acids. The record is from RefSeq and is a predicted model, not a curated record. Lineage: Eukaryota; Apicomplexa; Conoidasida; Eugregarinorida; Gregarinidae. The transcript has 2 exons.
AUGAUUGUGGAGUUGAAUGAUCUGAUUAGCUUAUGUGGCAUGGCUCCCCGGUUGAGUGCGACUCGCUUCAUGCGAGAGGAUUUCCAAGACCAUCAUUCCUGGCUGCUUCGCGAAGUGUUUAGACUCUUGCCCCGGGAGGGCCCGCCUCCUCAGGACGAAGGCAAUCGGGAGCGUAACAAGGACUUGAGGUAUUACGAGAUGAUUGAGAAAGUCAGCAAGAACGCCGGCGGCUGGUUUGGCGGACUUACGGGGAUGCUGUUCGCGAGUCGGACAGACGUCCCAGUCGACGAGGACGUCGUGGUUGGAGCCCUCUCCGGCAACAGCCCAAACGUAACCAUGGUCCUCAGCUCGGACGGUGGCGCUGGCGACAGCGGACGUUCUGUUCUGAGUGAACAUAAAGAAGCCUUGGAGUCCGCCAGGGCUUGCUGGAGACGGUGGAUCAGAAUAUCCGACGUUACGCUCAAAAAAUCCAUGGCUCAAACAGCAGCAUGUUGGUUUGAGAACGCGCUGGCGGUUAUGACUGGCGGCAACGUGCUUCGAUACACGUUGGCGGACGCGGAUGACGAGAGCGACACGAUUGUGCUUGCGCUAACGAACCUACUGGAGGCUCCUACAAUCCGCUGGGCUUCUGCGCGUAGUUCCCUCAAUUCCAGUCAGCACCGCUUCAACAUGCGGCGUGACUACGCGCCCAUUCUGACCUGGAUCAGCACUGACAUGCAACACGCCCGGAUCCUGAGGCCGGACAGCUACUUGCUGGAUUGCUUGGAGUUGGCCGUAGCAGUUCGGUCUUCGUUGGUUCGGGUCUCACAGUUGCUGGUAUUGGUGGAACAGCGGGUGUGGACCGCGCUGCCCUACAUGAACCAAUUAUACCAGACGUUCGAAACGCAAGUCACCCAGAGCCACUCAUUGGGGUGUCAGCCCAACAGCGUUUCCGCCAGUAGCGCCCCCCCGCGGCCCGGAACCAAGCUGCAGGUGUUCCCGCCCGCUACCUUUGUUGCGCACUUGCUGCAAGUCAUCUCUGAACUGCUGCGUUCCCCGGAGCUUCUGGGGGCGAGCGUUCCGAGCUCUCUGGCCAGCUCGGCGCUCGUGGCCUAUGAACAUGAGCCCCCACUCGAUAGUGCGCUGGCAGCGGAUGGACAGGCCCCGCCCCUAAGUGGACAUGCCCCGCCCCUUAGUGGACAGGCCCCGCCACUAAGUGGACAGGCCCCGCCCAUGGGUACGCCGGCGCAGACGCUGAAACCGCAGGACCUGGUGCCGCUUUGCGACACGGAGAGCACGGUGUGCGACCCGGGUGUGCGCACGUUGAGUUCGAAGGACGUGGCGGCGAGGUUGACGUGUUUGAUGUUUGCGGUUUGCUCGUUGAGUCAGGAGGCUCUGUCCUGCGGCGUGACCUUCGCGCUGGAUGACCUGGUCGCGCUGAUCGAGACGCCGUCUUUCUGGUCUGUUGACUUUGCCGACCUUGGUUUCGAUCGACGAGCCGGACCGGUCCCGGCGGUGCCUAUAAUUGUGAUGCUGUACGUGCACCGGAUGUCGCCGAUGGCAGUGAACAAGGCGCUCUCUGCUGUCCGGGACGACGCGGUCUCGCGUGCGGUGGUGGAGGUUACGGCGCGGGCCAACUGCGCCCUUUUGCAGGCCUUUCAAGCGCACGCCUUCGUGGAACUGCUCGGUCAACUCCUGAAUCACCCGCAAAUUGUACCCCCGGACCCUGCCGAAGCGGCGAUCUUGGAAGAGGACCCAGGGAGCGUAGGAGGUAAUGCGGGCGACGAGGGCAACCGAGUGCCGGACGAGACUGGCAUUGCCUACAGCGGUGCAACCACGGAUCCGCAGGCACGGAGCAGUACCGUCGCGGAGACUGGCGCUAAGUCGUCUUCUCCGGAGGGCAGUGAGUUGGACGAAGCAGUCGCGAAGCAGCCCCAGUCCGGCGAGAGCCGGGGCGGGCCGCAGAAACGCGCGGGUAAGACUGCAAGGCGUUGGCUUUCUGUGCACCGGCGCAAGGGUCAGACCGAAGGGGUAACGCCGCGGAUGUCGGUGAUCACUAACGUGACGUGGCCAGCGGUAUUUGUGCGGCUGUAUGUGCAGUGCUACAUGUACGCCACUUGGCGCAUGUGGCCACUCUUCUGUGAACGGCUGCCGAACCCACCAACCAGUCUCUUUGAGCCGGAGGAGCACGCGGCCUCACUGUCUGGCGGCGACAUGCGUCGUGGCAAUGUGACCGGCGGCAGUGGCCUCGGGGGUAGUUCUGGUGGUGGUGGAACGGACGUGUUUGAGGAAGGAACUCUGUUGGUACCGAGAUUGGUUAAGGAGACAUAUGGGCGAAUUGCGAAGAUGGGGGUUCGCAUUGAUGGCUUGAUGGAGCUUUGGCGGUCGAUCGCGCAGUUGCUGAGUGUGAUGACAGCGUUCGGCACACGUAAGGAACGUCGGGUGGCGAUGCAGGCGAUGUCCAGCCACCUGGGUCUGGUGCCAUGUCGUGGGUUGGAAUCAUGGUACGAGAUAAUCGAGUUACAGUUGAUCCCUGAACUGUCGCUAAACUACGUUGAGGUCUACCCCUGCUGUAGCUACCCCAUUCCGCUCCGGAAGCUGGGACCUCCGGAACCACGGAACAUUCCCGAGGUGCUCGGCAAGACACUCCUCCAGCUCGUCUCCUGCCAUUACGAACCGAUCCCCAUACCCUUCAGCAGCUACCUCGCCGACCUCUUUGUGAAGGCGCGCGAAUAUCUGGUGAAGAACAAACUCCUCGGCCCCCGCAACAACCAGGUUAUUGGGGACUUGAAACGGCAUAUUCUCAACGUUAUGGAGGAGCUCAAUGAGCCGCUCCAGUCCAUCAGACUGGUCGACUUUACACCGCCGACCAAAGCGGUGCCCAGUAAGGCGGCCAAGGAGUCGGCCGGCAAGGAUGGCGAGAGCGCGGUGAACGAGGCUAUUUCCGAACAAAACCCCGAGAGGGACCCCGAGCGGGUAGUACACGGACUCAUUCCAGUCGUGUGCCGGCUGCUGCGUAUCUGUCUCCACGAGAUCGCCGUGCAGGAGCGGGCAGACGCGAACCCAGAAGCGAUUCUGGAGACACUCAAGACGCUGCUUGUGGUCUUGGCGAGCACGCCGGACAUCGCCAAGGUGGACGAGGUAGAGGGUGCUGUCAUCCUCAAGUCGCUCCGACAACUCCCCGACGGCGCGCUGGUGCCCAAGGGCCAGCACAGGAACGCGGCCAAAAAUCCGGAGGACCUGUCGGCACUGGACCCACGUAUCCGGCCCACCUUCGAAUGCAUACAAUAUAUCCUCCUCCUGGCGGACAUGCGGACCACCAUCAAGUCCAUUUUGGAAAUCAUCCACUGA